GGCGGCUCCCCCGGGACUCGGCCUCAGCGGCGAGGCGGCGGCGGCGGCGGCUGCGGAGGCGCGGGCAGCAGCUGAGGCGGCGGCGGGCUGAGGUGCAGCCGCUGAGUGAAGACAGUAGUCCAGAGAGGGAGGUGGAAAGCUACAGGAAGCUAAAGCUGUGUAUAUUUGUGGAUCAGACAAGUGCAGCAAGUUAAUAUCGUUGGCUUCUGAAGGGGAGAGUGAGGUGAUGGCUGCGUUUAAGUUGGAUUUCCUUCCAGAAAUGAUGGUGGAUCAUUGCUCUUUGAAUUCCAGUCCUGUCUCAAAGAAAAUGAACGGCACCCUGGACCACCCAGAUCAACCGGAUCUUGAUGCUAUCAAGAUGUUUGUGGGCCAGGUUCCAAGGACCUGGUCUGAGAAGGACUUGAGGGAACUGUUUGAACAGUAUGGUGCUGUCUAUGAAAUCAAUGUCCUAAGGGAUAGGAGCCAAAACCCUCCACAGAGCAAAGGGUGCUGUUUUGUUACAUUUUACACCCGAAAAGCUGCAUUAGAAGCUCAGAACGCUCUUCACAACAUGAAGGUCCUCCCAGGGAUGCAUCAUCCGAUACAGAUGAAGCCUGCCGACAGCGAGAAGAACAACGCAGUGGAAGACAGGAAGCUGUUUAUCGGGAUGAUAUCCAAGAAGUGCACUGAAAAUGACAUCCGAGUCAUGUUCUCUUCGUUUGGACAGAUUGAAGAAUGCCGGAUACUGAGGGGACCUGAUGGGUUGAGCCGAGGUUGUGCGUUUGUGACUUUCACAACAAGAGCCAUGGCACAGACAGCUAUCAAGGCGAUGCACCAAGCACAGACCAUGGAGGGUUGCUCCUCCCCCAUGGUGGUAAAAUUUGCUGAUACACAGAAGGACAAAGAACAGAAGAGAAUGGCCCAGCAGCUCCAGCAGCAGAUGCAGCAAAUCAGCGCAGCCUCUGUGUGGGGAAACCUGGCUGGUCUAAACACUCUCGGACCCCAGUAUUUAGCACUUUAUUUGCAGCUCCUUCAGCAGACUGCCUCCUCUGGGAACCUCAACACCCUGAGCAGCCUCCACCCGAUGGGAGGGUUAAAUGCAAUGCAGUUACAGAACCUGGCUGCACUGGCUGCCGCAGCUAGUGCAGCUCAGAACACACCCAGUGGUACCAGUGCUCUCACCACGUCCAGCAGUCCCCUCAGCGUACUCACCAGUUCAGCAGGGUCCUCACCGAGCUCCAGCAGCAGCAGCUCCGUCAACCCCAUCGCCUCCCUUGGAGCCCUGCAGACAUUAGCUGGAGCAACAGCAGGCCUCAACGUCAGCUCUUUGGCAGGUGAGGGCCAGUCCCUGGAAGUCAUCCAGUCACUCUGUGCAGGGAUGGCUGCUUUAAAUGGUGGCCUGGGCAGCAGCGGCCUUUCCAACGGCACCGGGAGCACCAUGGAGGCCCUCACACAGGCCUACUCGGGGAUCCAGCAGUACGCUGCCGCAGCACUCCCCACCCUGUACAACCAGAGCCUGCUGACACAGCAGAGUGUCGGCGCCGCUGGAAGCCAGAAGGAAGGUCCGGAAGGAGCCAACCUGUUCAUCUACCACCUGCCCCAGGAGUUCGGAGACCAGGACCUGCUGCAGAUGUUUAUGCCCUUCGGAAACGUCGUGUCUGCCAAGGUUUUUAUAGACAAGCAGACAAACCUGAGCAAGUGUUUCGGUUUUGUAAGUUACGACAAUCCUGUCUCGGCUCAGGCUGCCAUCCAGUCCAUGAACGGCUUUCAGAUCGGCAUGAAGCGGCUUAAAGUGCAGCUCAAACGUUCGAAGAACGACAGCAAGCCCUACUGAGCGUGCUCCCCUCUGAGACUGGAGUGAGAGGGUCUUCUGAUUCCUGCCGUUUGUUCAUCGUUGUGCCUAAAGCAUGUCGAUGUGGCGUCAAGUACAUCGUCCAAAUCCCUGUCUCUUCAGCUUCUCUGAUGCUUGAACUCUCACCUUUGACCUUGUGUUGACCUUUGAUGCUGAUGUGUAUUUUUAUUAUGUUUGUUUCUUUCUUUGUUUUUUCUUUUUUCUUUCCUUUUUUUUUUCUUUUGUGCUGCCAAAUUGGUUUUGCUAGAACGACUGCUGAAGGGGAAAUAUUUAAACUUGCAUUUGAAUAUAAAAAAAAUCUAUUUUUCUAGAACUUCAUAAGAUAACCACUUGAUUUUGUGAUUCCAAUUCUUUGUAAUUGUCUUCAGAGCAGCCCUACUAGCACAUACCGCGUGGUGUUUGUAUUUCUGUGAACACACAGCCAGUCCGCUUCUAGGCUUUGUUUCUUGGUGUGUUUAGUUUUAAAGACAACUUUGGAGUAAACAAUGAAAUAAAAGAUGUCACUAAAACCUUUGAGGCUCCUGAGCACAUUUUGCUGAUACAGUUUGUAGGGCUUGAGGAGACUGCAUGUGUUCCUAUUUUUGUUUUUUUCUGAGUUCGCAACUGCAGAAAGCCCCUGAACCCUUUUUCCUUUCUGACCACCGGCUGCAGCUGGGCCCAGGCAGCCCCCACCGCCUGUGGCCCUGCCGGGGAGCGCCCUUGUGGGGAGCCUGCGGGCCCCGCCCCCCCGGCCCCGCUGCGCCCACCCCACGCCUAUUCCUGCCGUCUCCACAGCAAAAUGUGAUGCUUCGGGUUUUUUCUGUUUUUGUAUUGUUUUUGUGUUUUUGUUUUGGAUUUUUCCCUUCCUACUAAGAUUGUGCCCAGAAACCCGAGCUCUGCGUGUUUCCUGCUGUUUCUUCACACCUCCGUGUUUAUCACCUCCACCUCUCUGUUUUCUAUAGUUUGUGCAAAAACUGACCGAUUUAAAAGGGUUUCAAAGAAGCUGUUUUAAAUUGUUGUGGGGUUGAUUUUCCCCGGGUUGUGCUGUUGUGUUCUGAAGCGGCAGCUUCCUCCUCUCUCGCCCUUAGAGCGCGCGCCUGUGCAUUUAGACUGUCUCCCCACCAGGCCUGCAGGCCUCGGGGGGCCUCCGGGGCCGGCUGCUCUGCUCAGAGACGGGUGGGAAGGGGGUCCAGAGAGGCACAGGAGCAGAGAGAGCACCCCGGGGCGGCUGUGGGCAGCAGGAGGCUGAGCGCACUUAGGGGCCCCGGGCCUCCCUCGCCCCCGGAGGCGGAGAGUGCCCUGAGCCUCUCAGAGGCGGGCCAUGCCUGCACCAGGCGCCAGUGCCCCUGCCAGCGUGCUGUGCAGCCCCCGGCCCCCGCCACCCCACUCUGGCUCUUCACUGCAGCUCUGCUCUUGCUUAGCUGUUGGGGUGGGGGUCGGGGCGGUUUUUUUGUGUUUAUUUUUUUUAACUGGGUGAAGAGCCAGAUAGCUACUGUCCCCGGGUGCCAGGCAAGCCCCGGUCCUUGGUUCCCUGAGGGGAGCCUGCCCUCCUCUCUUGGGGCACCAUCCAGCCUCAGGGUCUGCAGGGACUUGAGUGAGAAUGUGCAUGGUGAAGGGUGAGGCCAGAGGAGACGUGAGGUCGCAGGGUGGGUCUGUGGAGGUCAGAGGUUUGCAGGGGUGGCGUUUGGGAUAGCUUCCACCCAGGCCUGAGCGGCUGGUGGGCUGGUGGGUGAGUGAGCGAGCUGGGAAGCAGGGCUGUCCAGGGAGGGGCGGGGCGGGGAAGGUAGAACGCUGUCCGCGUCGUCCUCGCUGCAGGUGAUGAGGAAGGGUCUCGGCAGCGUCUCUGCCCCGGGACCGGGCAGGCAGCCUAGUGUUAGCUCGGGGGCCCCUUACCCAGAGGAGAGGGUGGCCAGGUGGAGGCCCAGUGGAUGGUAGGCUGCUUCAUUUCUUCAGAGGGGUGAGUGGAUGGAAGGAGGCCAGGAACCCCAGCCUGAGCGAGACCGCCGCGCACCCCACAGUCUGACUGCACAGAGCGGCCUCUGUGGGCAGAAGGCGCCGAGGCUCCCCUCCCUGUGUAUUCAGAACCCAUGUUUGCCAAUAUAUUUUGCUUUCAAUUCCAAGAGGAGCUCUGGGAAAACCUGUGGAUAAAACCAAAUGCCAAAUGUUGGACGUUGUUUCCUUUUCCUUUUUCUCUCUCUGAUUGUUUUAAUUGUUUUGUGGUGGUUUUAAUGGAUUUGAGACCCUGGAGCGGCAGCUGCCUUUCUGAUUUCCAGCUGCUUUUUGUGAAUAAUUUAAAAAGAAAAAAAAAAAGAAACUUUACAUUUUGGAGACAAACCUGUGUGAGUUUUUUAUUGGUACAAACGUUGUAUUUAACACUAGGGGUUUUGUACAGUUUUUUGCCUUUUCUACUAGAAAACAAUGUAAAGUGAUUUCACAAUGUGAAGAGAAAAAAUUGCCACUAUGACCAAACGCACAGUCUGUUCUGCAGCAACAACGGGAUUCAAUCAACUCAAAGUCGUGAUUCAGCCGUAGAAAUGCUUUUUCUUUACCUUGUUUGAGCUUUUCCUUUCUUUCCUGUUUUGAUUUGCAAAAGAAAAUGUCUUUUUUGUGUGAACUUGUGUUGUACUAUGUAGAAAAUUAUGGAUUUUACUUUAAUGGUUUAAAAAAAAAAAAAAGGCAAGAAGAGCCCCUGUAGCUUUUCUGACCUGAUCACAGAGUUUGUGUAGUGGAUUAAAAAAGAAAAAAAAAAUUGUUACAAGUUUGGAGCAAGGGAGUAUGUGUUUAAAAGGAAAUCUUCCUUUUUUGUGUGUUUUUCCUUUUGUCCCAAUGGGGAACCUAAAAUCUGUUUUAAUUGCACAGACACACGGACAAAAAGUCAUUUUGUAUCUGCCAAGUGUGGUACCUUCCUUUGUUUAUUUGCUAUUAAACUG
Molecule: messenger RNA, 4740 nt
Organism: Budorcas taxicolor (takin)
Lineage: Eukaryota; Metazoa; Chordata; Mammalia; Artiodactyla; Bovidae
Gene: CELF1
Product: CUGBP Elav-like family member 1
Exons: 16
Coding region: 227-1813 (528 amino acids)
Biological process (GO): mRNA splice site recognition; regulation of alternative mRNA splicing, via spliceosome
Cellular component (GO): cytoplasm; ribonucleoprotein complex; nucleus
Molecular function (GO): mRNA 3'-UTR binding
Source: RefSeq, a predicted model, not a curated record